This is a messenger RNA of Nematocida minor, 1308 nucleotides long. RefSeq lists its product as uncharacterized. The coding region runs from base 1 to 1308 and encodes 435 amino acids. The record is from RefSeq and is a predicted model, not a curated record. The transcript has a single exon. Lineage: Eukaryota; Fungi; Microsporidia.
AUGAAAGAAAUAGAUAGUCUAACAACACUUAUAGAGAAAGCCGAGUGGGCGUCUUUUGUCUACAAAGAAGCAGCGUCCGCGUACAAGGCGUCCUACCAAAAGUUCACAGAAGCAGCAGUGCACCCAAGGAGCCGUGCGUGGCGGUCUGACGCUUUGAUCAUCUCUCUUCUAAAGCACUGCGACAUACAAGGACUUACUCUCCAAAGCAUACAAAAUGUCUCUCAAAUAGUCUCACAGGACUUGGACAAGGCAAUACACGCAGCACAGGUCCACAUGCAGGAAAACAGAAAAACAGAAGAAGAGUGGGAGGGCAUUCUACACGCGGAAUUUCAGAAAGUCCAAAAGCUGGUCCAGAAAAGAGGAAAAGCCCUCACAGGAUCGUGCGAUCUGUGGAAGGCAGACUUUGACCUAAAGCAAGCCAUCAUGGCAUACGUGAGAAAAGAAACAGAAAUGCAGGAGAGCAAAAAUAGAAUACAGCAGGCGAAUGUCCUAGCAUACAAUGCACUCCUAAGAUCCUACUACAGAACACUGAACGAGUACAUGGCAAGUGCGUCAGGACACUUAAGCAUUCUAGCAAAUGAUGUAGCAGACCACAUGAACACCCUAAACAGCCCAGAGGUUGUGCAGCCUGAAAUGUGUCUAGAUACUCCGCAAUCCGUCUCAUCAGAGAUGCUCCUAAACAGCCCAAUCUCAGAGACAUCGCAGCAGGAAAGAAACAGAUUCUCUGAAGUGUACAGCCAGGCCCUGCAGGAGAGCAGAGGAAAAGAAGUGCUGGAGCCAGCGGAGAAGUUGGCCAUCCGCGGAUGCGGUGUAUUUAUAGUGCCCAAAAUAUCUACAGUUCAUCUGGUGUUUAUCGUGUGCACAAACACCGAUUAUUUGCACGCAUUUUCAAUUCAGUCCAUACUAUCUAAAAUAUCUACCGAUUUAUUUAUAGAGGAGCUUGGGUGCCCGUUUAAAUCUCUGCAAAGCGCGCUCGAGAAGGGAAGUGCCACACAGAUAGAAGAAAUAAACAGCCACCUCCUGAAAAAUAUCAGCAGUCUCCCCGUGAUAGAAAAAGUGUUUCCAAUUCUGCUGAAAAAUAAAAACAUAAAGCUGCAAUCAGGCGGAAGAGAUAUAGAAAUAUCUGACUCCAGCUCCAUGUUUUUUUCCAGGAGAAUCAAAAUACAGGCAAGCUCGGUGCAGAUGAUGCGCAAGUUCUACUCUCUGAUGAAGCAGGAGACAAGCGAAGUGUGCCACACCUCGGAUGAAACGGGCGUCCCAAACGAGUUUAUGGUCUCCUGGUCGCCUGCUACGUAUGAAAAUCCAUAG